Messenger RNA from Pyricularia oryzae 70-15, 2033 nucleotides. RefSeq lists its product as uncharacterized. Lineage: Eukaryota; Fungi; Ascomycota; Sordariomycetes; Magnaporthales; Pyriculariaceae. Gene Ontology annotation, molecular function: transcription coregulator activity. The record is from RefSeq and is a predicted model, not a curated record. The transcript is spliced from 2 exons. Bases 172 to 732 code for a protein of 186 amino acids. Gene Ontology annotation, biological process: positive regulation of transcription by RNA polymerase II. Gene Ontology annotation, cellular component: chromatin; mediator complex.
CACAUGAAUCCCCGCCUGAACUAAUUACAUACAUACUUGAUUGACGCUUGUCUUGUCACCAUUAAUAACACUACAAUCGUCACCUUCAAAAUCAAGACUUGGAAUCUACUGGCCAUUUUGAUUUCUACAACGACUUUCACACUUGAUAAUUGACCCGCUCAGUCAUUCAUCAUGGCGCGAACCAACGGGACUAGCCUCGACAGCAUUGACGAGGUUGAAGACCAGCUCAAAGAUGUCAUCCAGGGCCUGUACCAGGUCAUGGUUCAGGUGGCACACUACGACAACGCCGGCACCGCCAACAGCAAAGAAGUUGUCGCUAGCGAGCUCAAGUCACUCUCGUCGACGCUUCAGAACAUCCACAACACGGCCGCUGCGCCCUCGACCCGCCUCCCCCACGUCCCCGUCGAGUUGAUAGCCUACGUCGAGAAUGGUCGAAACCCUGACAUCUACACGCGUGAGUUUGUCGAGAUGCUGCGCCGCGGCAACCAGCUCAUGCGCGGCAAGACGCACGCCUUUGAGUCUUUCCGCGACAUACUGGCCGAGGAGAUGCGCGCCGCCAUGCCCGAGGUCCGCGAAGACGUCGACAGGGUCGUUGCCGCCACGACGGCCCCCAGCGGCGGCUCAAAAUCUGGCACAGCGUCUUCUGCGGCGACCACCGCGCGCGACAAUAACGGCAGCAACAGCAACAGCGCACCGGCGACUGCACAAUUCGCUGCCACCCGGCAGACUUAGAAUGGCUCCGGAUUCAGCGGCGACGCCGGCGGGUCUGUGUGGCCGCCCUCGUCACCAUCCCCGUGCCCCGGCGCGGUCAAAGCACCGCUAUCACUACUGUUACCACCCGAGACGGCGCAAAAUGCCGGGGAAUGUGUUUAUCCCGAUACUAUCGUUCCAUCCAAAGGGGCACCACGCGUCAUCGCACGCAACAUCAUACAGUUCAGCAACAUUGAAUAUGCCGCAGGUGGUCGUACCAUCCAAGCGGUAGGGGAACCACCCCGCAAGAGCAGCCGUGUGACUAGGCUUAAGCAGCAGCAGAACCGCGUCACCGUCCGGAGGCUUGUGCGCUUCUCCGGCCUUGGGGAUCGUUUGCAAGACAUGGCCACCCACCGCGGUCUGGCGGCUCCCUGCUUCUGCCACACCGCAAUCUAGUCAGAAUAUUUGCGCUUCAACACGCGGUCAGCAGCCAGCUUAGCGAUCGAAUCUUUUAUCCUGUCUUUUUGCACAGUUGUGUCAUGCAUGCUGCUACUGAACCAAAUCAUACUGCGGUGAUUGGGUGUUUCGAGCUGGCAGAUAUCAUUGGCUUCAUGAGCGCAACUAGACGCUAGCUGCGUUUAGAUACCAUUUUGGAGGGUGUCCAAAAGCCAGCUUGAUGCCGAGACUCCGUGACCUGCACAAGACCCAGUUCCUGUGGGAGGCUUCGCGGGACCAGGAAAGGGCCCCAUAUUAUCAUUGGCCAUGGAGUACUGGUAGUUGGCUGUAGUACAUCAUCAGCAGGAGAUACAGUAGUAGCCUUUCGGCUGAGAAAUUAAACAGUUGAUUGAUGCUACGCGAGGCCAUUGGCCAUCGUCGUGAUAGGAUUGCGCAGUGAGGUGAGCUUUGUGACGUUUAUUACUUGCAGCAUUUUCUCUCGUGGGACACAUUCUGGUUCACCAUGAAACACCGCAACACUCAAACCGAAGGCAGAAAAACCACUCGACAUACACAGCACAGCAACAAGAACUAGACUCACAUCUAAUGGAUCACCGUCAUAAUAUUCGUCACGCUGGAUGAUCGAUAUCUCUCCUUUUCUCUUUCUUUUCUUUCGUUCGACCGACCCUCGAGCAAAUAAAACAGACUGCCAUGCCCCCAAAACACGACCUGAAUGAGCUCCGAUCACAGUAAACUAUUGUAUAUACCAAAGAGACGUCCUCCACAGCUUGCCCCUCAAUCAGCAUCCAUAGGUGGUGCUAGGUUCAUGGUCCGGGGGUAAAAUGCAUAGACGAUAUAUAAACCACAAUAGAAUACAAUGAACAGAUGAGUACGAGAAUUCGUUUGAA